Messenger RNA from Ixodes scapularis (black-legged tick), 7683 nucleotides. RefSeq names its product adenylate cyclase type 9 (gene Ac13E). The record is from RefSeq and is a predicted model, not a curated record. The transcript has 7 exons. NCBI's taxonomy places the organism in Eukaryota, Metazoa, Arthropoda, Arachnida, Ixodida, Ixodidae. Gene Ontology annotation, molecular function: adenylate cyclase activity. Gene Ontology annotation, biological process: adenylate cyclase-activating G protein-coupled receptor signaling pathway; cyclic nucleotide biosynthetic process; intracellular signal transduction. The coding region runs from base 957 to 4646 and encodes 1229 amino acids.
GAGAGCGAGGGAUAGAUAGGUUCCAGUACGUCACGCGGAGUAGCGGUGCUAGUGUAAGCGGCUGGCUGGCGAGGCAGUGCCGGCAGGCAGCAACUACAAAGAGCAGAGCGACGACGACGGCACAACUAGCUCAAAUCGGUUGGAUCCGCCCUGCCACGGACGAAGACCUGCGAGGACUCUCCCGGCAAACUGAAACACCAGUUCCCGCUGCCGGUGGGACUCGACCAGGCUGGUAGUUGUGCAUCUUGGGCUUCUUCUUGAAGUGGAUCCGCCGAAUGUCUUCGAAGAUGUCCUCGGUGUGUAGUACCAGGACGUGAAUGAUGUCUUGAACGUAUUCCAGGACCGUCAUGAAUCUGCGGGACACUGGUGCUGUCGCUUGCCGUGGUACGGUUGUUGUUGUCGUGUUCUCUGAGAUCUUCUUUGCAAGCACCUAAAACGUUUUAGAUUUUUUUUUUUUUUUUUUUUUUUUGUGCCAUUUGAAGAUUGGUUUGGAGAUUUGGACAGCCCGUGUAUCGUGGUGUUGUCUGUUGGAAGCUGUCCACUGCUGCUACCGCUACUUCAGCAUCCGUUGGAGGUGGUCUUGCGCCGCUGGAGCUGCUGGUUUAUCCCCUGGAGAGAGCAAUGCGAAGACGGCGUUCGGCGCCAGCGUCCCUUCGUCAGCGCAGCCGGAGGACCGAGGCGUAGCAAAACAACGCAUUAUGGUUCUGCCGCACGUCGCUUCAGCGCCGGCCGCACAUCGGGAACUACGACUACUCUCGGUGCGAGCAGACGGAUGGGUUGCGCCUCUCACAAUGUCUACAACACUCCCGGCGCCUCUAACUUCCGCCACACCUCCCGAGAGCCAUUCCGAGACGGUGUCGCCGGGACAACCCUUCUCACCGCCAUGAGCGCCACGUCCCGCCACCCGACCCGCCGCCCGACCUGACCAGGAGGACCUCGGCCCCCCCCGCCAGCCAAUGGCCGGCCAGAAGGUCAGCUACUCGACCCGCCGGUCGUACCCCGACGAAGAGCGUCCCUCGGUGCGCAUCUCCCUUCAGCCGUCGCAGUUCCAGCUCCCGACCUACCGCCACUCCUCUGGCGGCAGCGUCAGCCUCAGCACCCGCCGCUACUCGGGCCUCCUCCCCGUGCUCUUCGACCGCGCCGCACGCACCUGGUGGGACCCCUGCUUCGACUCGCACAUCCUCGAGGAGCAGUACAGGCGGAGCACGUUCCCGCAGCUGCGUCAGCGGUUCCAGUACGCGCUCUGUUACCUUGUGCUCGCGUCCCUCCUCUACUGCAUCUACUCCGCGAGCAUGGUCCGGCCACACUGGGUCGCUUCUGUCGUCGUCAGCCUCCUGGUGUCCGUCUCGAGCGUGGGUGCCCUCGUGUUUACGCAGUCCCGCGAGUACAACGUCCACUAUGUCAAGGUGUCACUCGCGACGACUGCCACCAUGUGUGCUGCGUCCCUGUCCGUGUUUCUGUUGCUCAUCGGCGAGCAGAGUGACAGCGCCGUGUACAUCUUCUCCGUGGGGGCGUUCUCGCUCUGCAUCCUGGUGCUGAUGAUCACGUAUGCGCUCGUGCCGAUGCCGCUCUACAUCGUGGUCGCCAUCUGCUUCUCGUACUCGAUCGUGUUCGAGAUCCUCUCCGCGGUCCUGAUUCCAACGCUCACUGCAACGGUGGUGGCGGUGCGGGCGCUGCUCCAGUUCUGCGUGCACCUGGUCGGCCUGCACACCCGGGUCAUGACCGAGAUCGGGAUGCGCAACACCUUUUUCAAGGUCGGCCAGUCGUUGAUGGUUCGCCGCGACCUCGAGGUCGAGAAGCAGCUGAAGGAGAAGAUGAUCCACUCUGUGAUGCCGCCGAAAGUCGCUGACUGGCUCAUGGCGACGACGACGGAGGAGGACGACGACUCCGCGACGCCGUUGGAGCAGCGCAAGCCGUCGACAAGUCCGCGCCCGUCGCAAAUGAUCUUCCGCCCGUUCAACAUGCACCGCAUAGAGAACGUGAGCAUCCUCUUUGCGGACAUUGUGGGCUUCACCAAGAUGAGCUCCAACAAGUCAGCGGAGCAGCUAGUCGGACUGCUCAAUGACCUCUUUGGGCGGUUCGACUACCUGUGCGCCAAGCUGGGCUGCGAGAAGAUCAGCACCCUGGGCGACUGCUACUACUGCGUGUCAGGCUGUCCGGAGCCGCGGCCCGACCACGCUCGCUGCUGCGUCGAGAUGGGACUGGGAAUGAUCCGUGCGAUCGGCGAGUUCGACGAGGACACGGACGAGUCGGUAAACAUGCGGGUGGGCGUGCACACGGGCACGGUGCUCUGCGGUAUCGUGGGUACCAAGCGCUUCAAGUUCGACGUCUGGUCCAACGACGUGUCGUACGCCAACAAGAUGGAGUCGACGGGGAAGCCCGGACGGGUGCACAUCUCGGAGGUGACCCACGGGUUCCUGGUGGACCACUACCACAUGGAGGAAGGCUUGCCAGAUCUCAAUCGCAAGACAUAUUUCAUCAGAGGCCGCAAGGUGGCCCAGCAGAUGUCCUCCCGCCACUCGUGGCCUCACACGAUCGGUUCCGCGGAGACGGGCAAGACAAUCGACACGCGCAAGAUUAGUUGCCCAUCCAAUCAACCGGGGGACAUCGAAGAGGAAGAGGUUGCCCCGAUGCUGCCACCAGCGCACCGCCACAGCAGCCUUUCCACUCUCAACAGUAGCCGCAAGGACUCUGGCAUUAGGAGCCGUCAGAGCAGCAUGCAGGACACGCUCCUGGACAUGCCGACACCACUGUACGCCCAACGGGCCAGCGGCUACUGCUCCAGCUACACCUCGGUCGCUGAUACGGGGCGCUCCAGCGGUUCCAGUCUGCGUGGCUACAGCAUCUUCGUAGACCCUGCCUUGAUGCUCAACGAGAGCCUUUCUCGGCUACGGCACCUCCGCAAGCAGUCGGACCUUCAGAUGAUCCGCUGCAUCCAGCAGGACGCGUGCACUACGGACUACUUCAUCCGGCCGCCCGUAAACCCGUUGACGCUCUUCUUCCACGACGAGCAGAUGGAGCGCAACUACCGCCACCGCCUGCACCACCGCGACCUCGCGCCGACCAUGGCGUCGGCGUCCUUUACCACCUACUUCGACAUUUUUGUGGCACUGGGCUUCUACCUCGCCAUCAUGUUUGCCUGCUUCGUGCUCUUCGACACUCCCCUGUCGUGGCUGCUCUUUUGCCUGUUUGCCACGUGCACCCAUCUGUGCAUCUUCAUGCUGUGCAUCCGUGAGAUCCUCGCAACCCGCGGCCACUGGGUGGCGGACUGCCUUGCGCAGAUCUACCGCUACUGCACGGAGUGGUACCCGUGGCACGUGGUGGGGCUUGUCCUGGUCAGCCUGCCCAUCGGCUCCAUCUUCUCCAACUUCACGUGCGCCGGCGUCCUGUCGACGCCCGAGCGGACCAACGCCUUCUGCUACGUCGUGUUCGUCUCGCUGCUCCACUUCAGCAACUUCACGCAGCUCAACUUCUGGCUGCGUUCGAUGCUCGCCACGUGCGCCGGCGUCGUGCUCGCUCUCCUCGUGGGGCUGCCCGCGUGCCCAUGCCCGCUCAAGGACCCCGCGCGCAACGUCACGCAGCCGAUGGUCAUCUCAGAGCACGGCGUCGAGCUGCCAGGGGUCAGCUUCCACCGGGACUCGUACAGCUGCAACCAGUCGGCCAUCUACGAGAUUGUGCUGCACGUCGUGCUGAACACGGUCCUGGUGUGGCUGCUGAACCGCGAGUUCGAGAUCAGCUACCGGCUCAGCUUCCACGGGAGCGCGAUGGCAGCGCGCGACGAGCAGCGUAUCCAGGCGAUGAAGAACCAGGCAGACUGGCUCCUGCACAAUAUCAUCCCGCGCCACGUCGCGGAGCAACUCAAGAACACAUCCAAGUACUCGGAGAACCACCGCGAUGCCGGUAUCAUCUUUGCGAGCAUCGUCAACUUCCACGAGAUGUACGACGAGUCGUACGAGGGGGGCAAAGAGUUCCUCCGCGUCCUCAACGAGCUGGUUGGAGACUUCGACGAGCUCCUGUCGAAGCCCGUCUUCCGCAACGUCACCAAGAUCAAGACCAUCGGGAGCACCUUCAUGGCGGCGUCCGGGCUGAACCCCAAGCUGCGCCGUGAGAACCCACAUCCGUUCACCCACCUGUACGAGCUCAUGGACUUUGCGCUCACCAUGCAGCAGGUCAUUGAGAACUUCAACCAGAACCUGCUGGAAUUCAACUUCGUCAUCCGCAUUGGCUACUGCUAUGGGGACGUGACGGCCGGCGUCAUCGGCACGACGAAGCUUUACUAUGACAUCUGGGGCGACGCGGUGAACAUUGCAAGCCGGAUGGAUUCGUACGGCGUUCCGGGUCGCAUUCAGGUUCCUGAACACUGUCUCCAGGUGCUGCAGGAGAUGUAUGUGUUCGAGCCGCGGGGCUCCAUGUACAUCAAGGGGAAGGACAACAUGAACGUGCACCUUUUGGUCAGGAAAAAGGACAAGGUUUUAUAUAGGAUCCUUCCGUCGACGCACCGUACAAGCCUGCCUGCGACUGCUGUCACAGAAGACAAGGAGAAGACGCCGGCGGCGGCGCAGGAAUUACUGGAAGAACAGCAACAACAACCGCAGGAGUCGACGUCUGCGAGUUGUGAGAAAGAGGAGGAGGAGGUUCCGCUCUAAUGUCACUUCUUCGACCUAGGGCUCACCUGCUGCGGCCAUCAGAUGUCAAACUCUCUCAUUGCGGCCUUGCUGCUGAGGUGAAGAAAAUGUUUGUGAAAGUGAUGGAUGUGCAAGUCUGGAAUCUUGCAGGAGAUUGGAGUGGCCCGUCCAUUCUGUGCGUGGUUUUGUGCCGGAGGGGGAACGGGUCCAUGCAAAAACAUCUUUUUUUAACAACACCGACUGUUUGUGUGUCUGCGUGCAUGUGUGAGACGCGAGAUUCCGAGCUGUUGCUGACUUUUUUUGUUUUUAUAUUGGGGGUUCAAUCUCAUUGUAAGAGAUUUUAGGUUCUUGAGAUGCAUCGAGAAACUUUCUGUCGGUGGUUUUGUGUCACCGUGGCGACUGCCAAUGUCUGAAAUGUGGCCGAGCCACACGUCCUUGCAUCUUAAACGGGGAAGAUUGUAACGUGCGGGCGUGCAAUGCAAAGGUUAGCUUCUAUCGGCAGCUAAAGAAGGUUUAUGCCCGAGCAUGUUUUAGACAGAUCGUUUGUUGCAUGUGUCGAGUUCUUAGUGCGUCUGUUUUCAUGUGCAGUUGUGGUGUGCGUCAGAUUUGUGCUUGACCAUUGCAACCUAGUGAUAGUUUUCUUUUAACGAUAACGAAGGCAUUUUCAGUUGUUGGGCACAAUUGUGACGUUAUCUCAGCGCAAGAAGCUUUUGCCCUUGUUUUCGAGCGUGCCACUUGAUUUUGUGCGCUGCCCAAAUGCUUUGUACUACAACAAGUUUGUGUGAGCAGGAGGCAAAACACUGUGUUCAGGAAGCUCUUGGGCUCGCCGUCAGAUAUUUAAAGAAUGUUGUAACAUUUGUUCGUUUGCUGCCUUUGGUUACUACACGUAUGCGUGCCAACGAGGUUUCAGUGGCAUAACAGUCUCUUUUUGCAGUGCAUUCGAAGCACAUUACUUAGCCAUACUUUCAACAAGCCAAUUUGACGCAAUUAUUUGUCGGGUUUUUUUUGUGGCCAUUGUGUUCAAACUGUUGGUGUUCCAGAGCUAAAGAGACGAGCAACUGAUUCAGCUGCACCUACCGUCAUUUUAGAACGAGCUUACGAAAGGAGUGUUAUUGUAGGACGUAAUGUAGCGUACAGUGUCUAACAGGUUACGUGCCACGCUUCUUUUACUUGCUGGUGCAGCAGCCCGUCCCAGCGAUUGUGGGACGUGCAUUCUCGAAACAUCCCGACGAAGCUCCAAGACUAAAGACGAAAAGUGGCCUAACUCGGUUGAGAGACGACCCCAGCUAAACUUUGGGAGCUUGUCUGAACAAAAAUGGUUUCGUUCUAUCAAACUUGGCAUCAAGAUUUCAUGCCCUGGUUUUUGGGCCGCGCUGCAAUCUUUUUUUGGCCGGCCCGCAGCGCCGUAUGGAUUUCGAGCCAUGUCCAAACGAUGCAGAGUUUAGCUUAGGAUUCCCGCCCGACUUACUAGACCCACAGAAGUCCGCUUCGCCGAACCCUCGGGAACAGGCAUGCCUUUUGAGAAACAUGCACGUCGGAAAACGACUUAAGAAGAAAAAGCACUGCCUCCGCCGGCUUGACGCCAGACAACUCGACGUCGUUUCUGUCUGCACCGUAACAGUUUGACUCGUAUGAGCACUCCCCCUCCCUUUCCGGCGUCGGUUCUAGUCAAUUGCUUCUUUGAAGUCUGGUCCGUCGGCCCGCCUCUUCGCCGCACCGUCUGCUGCGUGUUUUUCCGCAUCUUCGCCAUUCAUGCGGCAAUUUGGAAGGUCGAGCAAGAUGCGCUUCGAGCGCUCCGGAUGCACAAUCAAACAAAAAAACAGAGGUGCUUUUCUUAACAAGCCCGCUUUCGCGUAUCGACACCUUCUUUUCUCCCGCCCGCCUCUGGCAAUCAGCACAUUACCGGUGUCGUGCUCGAUGUGCGUCUAUGCCGUCGCACGCCCGUCGCGGUUACGCCCCAAUGCCCGGAUCGCGUCUCCGAUCAGUGCGUUUCCGGCGUCCUCAAAAGUGGUCCGCCUUUUUGCAAUGCACCGAAUGUACGCAGUGAAGCUCCUCCCGACGUAGCCUGGUUCGUCCGAGGGCCACGACGCGGACGUUUUGACGCCUGGGCGGAUUUGUCCGCGGGUCUAUUGCCCGCCCCGGUUUCGCAUCGGGACGUGCGCCACCCGCACCUAGGCGGAGUCCCUCGAAUCCGGGCGUAUGCAGUAUUUUCCAAGUGCCAAUUAUCCCGAACACCGGUGGCUAAGAGAGGUUUGUCGAUGUUGUUGCUUAUAUACUUGCCAUACAAAAAUAGAAAGAAAAAAAACUUGAGGACGUUGUGUUUUGUACGACUCGCACCACCGAGGCGAUUUGGAGCUUUUUUUUUUUUCUAGUCAACGAGAUUCCAGGUGUCGUGCUUGUCAUAUAUGUGAUAUAUAUAGACCACAAUUUUUUCAUUUUUGUACGCAAUGCUACGCGCGCUGCUGCGUCUUGUCCGUUGACCGUCUUUUCCAGUCGAGCGCGCGUCGCCACGUUUGCAUAUCAUCCCUCCGUCAUUGUCGGCCUUUGAGAACAAUGUGCGUGCUUUGUCCGUUUACGUUGCGUGUUUCUGUUGUGCGUGUUGUGUUUUUAAGUGUACAAUUUUGUUUUGUUUUUUGUGGCUUUUGAAUGGGAUUUUUUUUUUGGCCAACUUGACGGUUUACUUACUCAUUUAGGUUACCGCAAAGAUCAAAUAUUUCUGCGAUGGGCUUUUUUUUUUUUUGUUCUUUUGUUGGUACUGCAUCGUUGUUGCGAUAGUUGUUGAUGUUGGGAGAUUCUGUCAACAUUAUUUCUUUGUUGUUUUAUUGCCAAUUUAAAGAAUUUUAAAAGACGGUCUCAAAGUUAUGUGAAAAAAAAGAUAUUUAAAUUUUUAGGUGUACAUAUCUAUUUGCGGCCUCGACGGCUGUUAAAAGAAUACUGUGACUCCCAUUUCUUUGCCAAGUGUUUUUUUUGUUGUAUGUACAGCACAGGUAUAAUAUAACUGUUUUUGUAUGUUCAUAGGAAAAUGCCUAAAUAAAUUAUUUAUUCGUUUGUACCUCCA